Molecule: messenger RNA, 1219 nt
Organism: Cynara cardunculus var. scolymus (artichoke)
Lineage: Eukaryota; Viridiplantae; Streptophyta; Magnoliopsida; Asterales; Asteraceae
Product: thioredoxin-like protein CDSP32, chloroplastic
Molecular function (GO): oxidoreductase activity, acting on a sulfur group of donors, disulfide as acceptor
Source: RefSeq, a predicted model, not a curated record
AUGAGCUUCAAACCAAACGAGUGGUUCCCUUCUUCCUCACUUGAUUUUAACACCUCCUUCCACCUCUUUUUCAACCCCAUAUCUUCUCCUCCCACUCCCACCACCACCACCACCACCACCACCGUCCGGCCACCGCCAUCAAUGGCUGCCUUCACAAACCUCAUCGUUAAACCCCUUCAAAACCUUUCCUCCACAACCAAACUCCAUACUUUCUCUUCUCCUUACAACCCUAAUAAACUCCUCUCUUUCUUCCUCACCAAACCCAAGACCCUCCGACCACUCUCCAUCACAAGAGCCACCGCCGGCGCUGCGACCUCCAGCGUCGAGAAAGACAGCAACGACGGUGGUGCAUCUGCCAAAAAACAAGACGCCGCCGACGACGACGACGACAAAGUAAAGCACAUCCACACAGUGGCGGAGUUCGAGGAGGCGUUACGUGAAGCGAAACAGAAGCUGGUGGUGGUUGAAUUCGCCGCCCGUCACAGUAAACAGAGCAGCAAUAUGUAUCCAUUCAUGGUGAACCUUAGCCGGACAUGCAACGACGUCGUCUUCUUGCUGGUGUUGGGAGAUGAAUCCGAUGAGACACGUGAGCUUUUCCGGCGAGAGAAGAUCGAAAAAGUACCUCAUUUUAGCUUCUAUAAAGGCAUGGAGAAGAUCCACGACGAAGAAGGGAUUGGGCCGGAUAUGUUGAUGGGUGAUGUUUUGUACUACGGCGACAACCACUCCGGCGUCGUGCAACUUCAUAACAGGGAAGAUGUUGAGAAGCUGAUAGCCGAUCACAAGACAGAUGGGAAACUGCUUGUGCUCGAUGUCGGGCUAAAACAUUGUGGCCCUUGCGUCAAGGUAUACCCGACAGUGUUAAAACUAUCGAAGCAGAUGGAUAAUGCGGUUUUUGCAAGGAUGAACGGUGACGAGAACGAUAGUUGUAUGCAAUUUUUGAAAGACAUGGAGGUUGUUGAGGUCCCAACCUUUUUGUUCAUUAGAGAUGGAGAGAUAUGCGGAAGGUACGUCGGGUCAGGUAGGGGGGAACUUAUCGGGGAAAUUCUUAGAUACCAAGGAGUUCGUGUCACAUAUUAACCAGAACGUGGUGGUUAUAUUUAAAAACAUUUUAAAGAAUUGUAUGGUAUGAUAUUUCUAAUUACAAAAAUAUUUGUACCAUAUAAAUCUUAUUGGUCUAUUAAGAACUGUUUCAUGGUGUAAUUUACUGAACUUUUGUCUC